AGAGCAAUCACCUCACAGACUUGUACCGAAAAGAAGAGACCAUCAGCGUGGCAGGGAACGGCUGCAUCCACAGUCCUCGCUUCCCCAGCAGUUACCCCAGGAACCUCCUGCUGACGUGGCGGCUCCACUCGCCGGAGAGCACUAGGAUCCAGCUGGCUUUUGAUAAUCAGUUUGGACUGGAGGAGCCUGAAAAUGAUAUCUGCAGAUACGACUUUGUGGAAGUGGAAGAUGUGUCAGAGACCAGCACAGUUAUACGAGGACGGUGGUGUGGACACAAGGAAGUACCUCCAAGAAUAACAUCAAGAACAAAUCAAAUAAAGAUAACCUUCAAAUCCGAUGACUACUUUGUGGCUAAACCGGGAUUCAAGAUUUGUUACUCCCUUGUGUGUAGCUCGAAAGAGGCAGAUUUUGCUAACACUCAGGAAAUGGAUGAUUUCCAACAUGCAGCCUCAGAAACCAACUGGGAGUCAGUCACAAGCUCUGUCUCAGGGGUAUCCUAUCCCUCUCCAUCAGUGACUGACCCUACGCUCACGGCAGAAGCGCUGGAUCAGACCAUCGCUGCAUUCGACACAGUGGAAGAUCUGCUCAAACACUUUAACCCAGAAUCCUGGCAAGAAGAUCUUGAAAAUUUGUACACAGACAGUGGUCACCAUUACCGAGGCAGGAGCUACCAUGACAGGAAGUCCAAAG
Messenger RNA from Apaloderma vittatum (bar-tailed trogon), 690 nucleotides. It is a transcript of the gene PDGFD, whose product is annotated as platelet derived growth factor D. The transcript is spliced from 5 exons. The record is from RefSeq and is a predicted model, not a curated record. The annotation marks the transcript as partial. Lineage: Eukaryota; Metazoa; Chordata; Aves; Trogoniformes; Trogonidae.